Messenger RNA from Myotis daubentonii (Daubenton's bat), 3574 nucleotides. RefSeq names its product mitogen-activated protein kinase kinase kinase 7 (gene MAP3K7). The record is from RefSeq and is a predicted model, not a curated record. Gene Ontology annotation, molecular function: MAP kinase kinase kinase activity; magnesium ion binding; ATP binding. Gene Ontology annotation, biological process: JNK cascade; immune response; protein phosphorylation. Lineage: Eukaryota; Metazoa; Chordata; Mammalia; Chiroptera; Vespertilionidae.
AGCCGGAACCGGAAGUCUAGUGGGCGGGGCUCGGCGGCGGAAAGCGCAGAGGAGCCGGAGCGGGGACUCGGCUGUGGCCGCUGCCCCUGUCCCUUCCACGGAUCGCCGUGGCUCCAGGCUGACGGCAGGUCCGGAGGCGGGUGGGCGCGGGUCUCCCCCGGAGUGUCCGGGCGGCGGCCUCCCCGGCCCCCCCGGGCUCCGCGAGAGAUCAUGUCUACAGCCUCCGCGGCUUCCUCCUCCUCCUCGUCUUCGGCCAGUGACAUGAUCGAAGCCCCCUCCCAAGUCCUCAACUUUGAAGAAAUCGACUAUAAAGAGAUCGAGGUGGAAGAGGUUGUUGGAAGAGGAGCCUUUGGGGUAGUUUGCAAAGCUAAGUGGAGAGCAAAAGAUGUUGCUAUUAAACAAAUAGAAAGUGAAUCUGAGAGGAAAGCUUUUAUUGUAGAGCUUCGGCAGUUAUCCCGUGUGAACCAUCCAAAUAUUGUAAAGCUAUAUGGAGCCUGUUUGAAUCCAGUGUGCCUUGUGAUGGAAUAUGCUGAAGGGGGCUCUUUAUAUAAUGUGCUGCAUGGUGCUGAACCAUUGCCAUAUUACACUGCUGCCCAUGCCAUGAGUUGGUGUUUACAGUGUUCCCAAGGAGUGGCUUACCUACACAGCAUGCAGCCCAAAGCUCUAAUUCACAGGGACCUGAAACCACCAAAUUUGCUGCUGGUCGCAGGGGGGACAGUUUUAAAAAUCUGUGAUUUUGGUACAGCCUGUGAUAUUCAGACACACAUGACCAAUAACAAGGGGAGUGCUGCCUGGAUGGCACCUGAAGUCUUUGAAGGUAGCAAUUACAGUGAAAAAUGUGACGUCUUCAGCUGGGGUAUUAUCCUUUGGGAAGUGAUAACGCGUCGGAAACCCUUUGAUGAGAUUGGUGGCCCAGCUUUCCGUAUCAUGUGGGCUGUUCAUAACGGUACUCGACCACCACUGAUCAAAAAUUUACCUAAGCCCAUUGAGAGCCUGAUGACUCGCUGUUGGUCUAAAGAUCCUUCUCUACGCCCUUCAAUGGAAGAGAUUGUGAAAAUAAUGACUCACUUGAUGCGGUACUUUCCAGGAGCAGAUGAGCCCCUGCAGUAUCCCUGUCAGUACUCUGAUGAGGGACAGAGCAACUCGGCCACCAGUACAGGCUCAUUCAUGGACAUUGCUUCUACAAAUACCAGUAAUAAAAGUGACACUAAUAUGGAGCAAGUUCCUUCCACAAAUGAUACUAUUAAACGCUUAGAAUCAAAAUUAUUGAAAAAUCAGGCAAAGCAACAGAGUGAAUCUGGCCGUUUAAGCUUGGGAGCUUCCCGUGGGAACAGCGUAGAGAGCUUGCCCCCAACCUCCGAGGGCAAGAGGAUGAGUGCUGACAUGUCUGAAAUAGAAGCCAGGAUUGCUGCAACUACAGCCUGUUCCAAGCCUAAACGGGGCCAUCGUAAAACUGCUUCAUUUGGCACCAUUCUGGAUGUCCCUGAGAUCGUCAUAUCAGGCAACGGACAGCCAAGACGUAGAUCCAUCCAAGACUUGACUGUUACUGGAACAGAACCUGGUCAGGUGAGCAGUAGGUCAUCCAGUCCUAGCAUCAGAAUGAUCACUACUACCUCAGGACCAACCUCAGAAAAGUCAGCUCGAAGUCAUCCAUGGACCCCUGAUGAUUCCACAGAUACCAAUGGAUCAGAUAACUCUAUCCCAAUGGCCUAUCUUACACUGGAUCACCAACUACAGCCUCUAGCACCAUGCCCAAACUCCAAAGAAUCUAUGGCAGUGUUUGAACAGCAUUGUAAAAUGGCACAAGAAUAUAUGAAAGUUCAAACAGAAAUUGCAUUGUUAUUACAGAGAAAGCAAGAACUAGUUGCAGAACUGGACCAGGAUGAAAAGGACCAGCAAAAUACAUCUCGUCUGGUACAGGAACAUAAAAAGCUUUUAGAUGAAAACAAAAGCCUUUCUACUUAUUACCAGCAAUGCAAAAAACAACUAGAGGUCAUCAGAAGUCAGCAGCAAAAACGACAAGGCACUUCAUGAUUCUCUAGGACUGUUAAAUUUUAAAAUAUGCAAAGAAAGACUUUUUUUUUUAAAGAAACAAAAACCUUUAUAAUGACAAUCAUGAGUGUUAGCUUUUUGGCAUGUUCUGAAUGCCAACUGCCUAUAUUUGCUGCAUUUGUUUCAUCGUUUAUUUUCCUUUUCUCCUGGUGGACAUGCAGUUCAACUGUCUCCUUGCGUAACAUGGGGGCAUCCGUGACUUGAAUAAGCAGCAAUUCUCAAUCAACUUCCAAACAGAUGCGUGAGCCGUGGCUGUAUAUGCAUGCUCUUUGUGUGAAGGCUAGCCUAACAAAACCAGGUGGUAUCAAACUAGCUAUGUGCAAAACACCUUUUUUUUUUUUUUUUUUUUUGAGGUGGAACCUCAAGAAUGAUGCUGUUCUUGUAUCUCAUCUCAAAAAAAAAAUGAAUAAAUUUUUUCCCCCAAAGGAUGCUAUAUACGAAGUUAAAGACAGGGUAUGGUAAAUCUAGAAUAAUUGGUGGUGCAUUUUAGAAAUGCAAUACGUUGAGGGAUAGUCAAAGUGAAAGCUUUGAUGCCAACAUCCUUGGAUCAGUACUGAACUUAGUUUCAUCCAUAAAAUAUUUAAAGGUAAGUGGUGGCUACUGUAUUUAAUAAAAGCAUAUUUCAUUAGAUGAAAAUUUGACUAGGACACAUUAAACAAAGUGGAACCCUUUAUAAGGUAAAAAGAUUUUUAAUUCUGUGGCAUGUAUGGGUGUUGAAAUUGUAAAGCUUUUAUGACUAAUGUUAAUAUCUCUCCAAUGAGAUUAAAAGGUAAAUGAACACUAUCCAACUUAAAUGAUAAUUCCUCCCUGUAAUGAUUAUUGGAUUGUUUUACUAUAUAUUUGAAAAACUGAAGAGAAAUAUGGAAAAUGGAAAUAAUUACUCCAGUGAAAAGGCUUGACUUAGAUACUUUUACAAUAUGAUAUGCAUUAAAAACUAGAAAAUCAGGAAAUGUUAGUAAGAAAUUAAAGAAGUAAUUAUAAAUUUAUCAAGUACCUUAUUUAUCGAUAUUAGAAUAAUUGAUUUUCCUUGCAAGCCCACCCUAGAAUGUUUGUUGCCUUUCAACACUUUUAAGGAAAUUCCAACACUUAAAAAGAGAGAAAAUUUAUAUUGUUAACAGUAACUUUGCUACCAAUUUUGAAAAUAAAAGUAAUAAUAAAACUUCAUUGAAAUAAUAGGCUAUAUAAGAUCUAUUUUUUCAGUUGGUAUUAAAAUAAGUCAUAUUUUGAUACCAGUACAAGGUGUCUUUUAAAUAAGGAUGUCAUCAACCUCAUUUUUAUAGCAUUAAUGUUUUUUAAGAAAAAAUUUAAAAUGAAAGUAUAAUUGAUGUGAUUAUUAGAACUAUAUCGUGAUUGUACUGUAGUUUUGCUCAGAUUAGCAGGUUGAUCUAAGUUACCAAAACUAUUCUUAAAAAUGCUAAGGCAGGUAACUUUUUCUUUCAUUAUUUUUUCCUCCUUCCACUGAGUUUUAUAAUGUAAUCUUUGUGUAUACAAGCAAUAAAGGCAAAGGACAGUUUGUAUUAAA